GAACAAAAAAAAAAAAGAAGAAAAAAAAGAAGAAAAAAAUAGUCAUGGGAACAAACAUCUCGAAAAGCGACGAUGAGUCCAGCGAGCUCACUUCGGAAAUGGUCGAGACAGGUCAGAUGCGGAGGGGGAGGUCAUGCAUGGUCAGCAUCCUCAGCGAGAGCCUGCGCGUCCAGAGUGACCUCACGCUCUCCAUGCACCAGCUAGCGGAGCAGGGGAACACCGAGGCGCUGGAAGUCAAGCUACAGAACGGGGAGGACGUGAAUCAGACGGACGAGGAGCAGCUGUCGGCCCUGCACCACGCCGCUCGCCUGAACCAGCUCUCCGCCGCCCGCCUCCUGCUUCGCCACCACGCCCGCGUAGACCAACCGGGGCCCGACAACCGCACGCCCCUCCACUAUGCUGCGAGGUGUCGGGCAAAGCUUCGAGUGGACACGGCUCCCCUGGUGGACAUCGAAGGCCUCACGGGAAUCUUAGAACCCGAAGUUGAAGAAAACAAAAACAAGCUCACAACAUCACCAUCAGAAGAGAAGAAGAGGAAAGACGAGGAAAACGAGAAACGGGAAGCGGAGAGCAAGGAGGAGGAAUCAAGAAGUGGAGGAAGUGGAUCAGGAGGUGGAGGAGGUGGAGGGGAAGUGUCCAUGAUCCUCCUCCUCCACUCCCAUAGCGCUGACGUGAACGCGAAGGACAAAUACGGACAGACGCCUUUGCACUUCGCGGCCAUGACGGGGAACUUGGCGGCAGCUGAGGACCUUGUGACGACCUGCAGGGCUGAUGUGGAGAUUGAGGACUCCCAGCAGAUGACCCCCUUAAUCGUCGCCGCUACCCACGGCUACCUAAGUCUGUCAUCGCUCCUCCUGCACGACGCGCAUGCCAACCUUCGCCAGGCAGACUCAUCCAAACAGACCGCCCUGCACCGCGCCGCCAAGGGAGGACAUCUGGAGGUGGUGAGGCUGCUGCUGGAGGGUCGAGACAGCAUGAAGCAGUUCGGGGUGUUUCUGAACGCCAAGGACAGGAAGAGCAAGACAGCGCUGUACCACGCCUGCAGCAACGGCCACCUCGAGGUGGCGCGCGAGCUCCUGUCGGCUGGUGCGGAGGUGGAUGCUGACACGACUAAGCUGGCCACGCCCCUACACGCCGCGGCCUCCGUGGGCAACGUGGAGGUGAUGAAGGCGCUGCUGGAGCACAAGGCAUCACUGGACACUCCGGAUAUCUACCAGCGCACGCCCCUCAUGUACGCGGCAGCGGGCAACCACGCGUCCGCCAUCAAGUUGUUAGUGCAGCGCGGAGCCGACAGGGAGCACCUCGACCUUCAACACAGCACGGCCCUUCUGGUGGCGGCUCACGGGGGUCACGCGGCCGCCGUCAGGAUGCUACUGUCCCUCGGUGCUGACCUCUGCGCUGACGACAGGCUGGACAGGACGGCGGUGUUCCUCAGCGCUCAGCAGGGCAAGAUGGAGGCGCUGAAGGUUUUGUUGGACACCGGCCGCUGCAAGGAGCUUCUCAACGCCAUCGACUGCUACGGCUUCCCGCCCCUCCACGCCGCGGUGCUCUCCGGGAACAAGGGCGCCAUGGACCUGCUGCGGAAGGCGGGGGCGGCGAUGGACAAGCGGAACGAGGAACAGGACACGCUUCUCCAUCUGGCGGCGAGGAAGGGAUAUACGGGGAUACUCACGGAGCUCAUCCCGCGCUGCAUGACUCUCCUGAACUCCGAGAACGAGGACUUGGACACCCCCUUGCACGUUUCCAGCCGCCUGGGUCACGAGGGGGCGGUGGCGGCGCUGCUGGAGGCGGGCGCGGACGUGACGGCCACCAACGCCUCCUCCUCCACGCCCCUCCAUCUCGCAGCAUCCCUCGGUCAUCUCCAGGUGGUGGUUCGCCUGCUGGAUGCUGGAGCCCCGAUGGAUGUGUAUAAUAAGGAGCACAAGACGCCGCUGCUGGUGGGCGUGGCGGCAGGGCGUGUGGGGGUGGUGCGGCUGCUGCUGGGGCGUGGGGCAUCCCUCUCCACGCAGGACGAGAGUCACCAGAGCGCGCUGCAGCUGGCGGUGACGGCGGGGCACAGGGAAAUGGCCAUGGCGCUGGUGACGUCGCCAGGAUGGGAGGAGGCACUGCGUCACGCCCACACGGAGGAGGGCGGCCGGAGAGUCACGCCCUUCAGGAUGCUGGUGGAGCGGCUGCCUGACGUGGCCGAGGAAGUACUCAACAGAUGCAUCCAGCCGGCCACACGCAUACUCGCGGGCGGUAACACGGAGAAAGGCGACACAGAAAUGAUCUUCGAGUGCCUAGAUGACACGUACCAGUUGGCCGGGGCGUCAGGAGGCGGCGGGGGGAGUCCUUACGAGCAUAGCGGGCACUUGAAGGACCGCGCCAGGCCUUACACAACGGACGCCAGGCUGUUGAGGAGGAACCACCCGCUUAUGUUGAUGGUGCAGUAUAGACGAACGGCCCUUCUCGCUCACCCCGUCUGUGUCUCUCUCAUCAAACACAAGUGGAAAAGAUAUGGCAGCCUCCUGUACUACGGUUACCUGGCCCUCUACCUGGUGUUCGUGUUCGCUCUCACCGGCUAUGUUCUUUCCGCCAGAAUCCUCAACUGGGUGGACGCUACAAAUCAGACCAACUCAUCAGGAAUUCAAUUAACGGAUGCUGUCAGUUGCGAGGAGGUGGACUGGGACGUAUGGUAUGGGACAUACUUCAUGGAGUCCUGCAAGUGGAUGGUGGUGACCUUCGCGGUGGUGGAGAUGUUGAAGGAGAUGUUCCAGUUCUACCAGGCCCGUACGGCAUACCUGAGCGGGGAGAACCUGGUGGAGUGGGCGUGCUAUGUGUGUGCUGUCAUCUUCGUGCAGGACCUGUCGGAUUGCCCGGUGAAGGAGGGGUGGCAAUGGCAGAUCGGGGCCAUGGCGGUGUUCCUGGCGUGGAUGAAUCUGCUCCUCUUCAUCCGCGUCUUCCCCUUCUUCGGCAUCUACGUCAUCAUGUUCACCGAGAUCCUCACCACCUUCAGCAGCUUCUUUGCGGUCUUCUUCUUCUUCAUCGUGGCCUUCGCGAUGGGCUUCUUCACCGUGUUAAGCGGUGAGCACAGCUUCCGGACCCCCGCCCAUUCGCUCCUCCGCACCGCCGUCAUGAUGAUUGGGGAGAUAAACUAUGUAGACGUCUUCAACAACCCAGACGCGCCCCUGCAGUACCCCGAAGUCACCUACAUCCUCCUCGUGGCCUUCCUCGUCUUCAUGUCCAUCCUCAUCAUGAACCUGCUGGUGGGCCUUGCCGUGGACGACAUCAAAGGGGUGCAGGACCAAGCCAUGCUGGAGAAACUCGCAAUGCAGACCGAGCUGGUCCUGGAGCUGGAGAUGGUGAUACCUGACUGGGUGCGGCGGCGGUGUGUGGUGCGGAGCCUCACCAUCCCCAGCCGAAGAAGUGCCGGUUGCUUUGGGGGCUGUUGCGGCAAGUUCAGCUUCUACCAGGAACGUGAGAAAAGUGACAUCGAAGAGUUGCGUCACGAAGUCCUGAGUCUGAGAGCAUCGCUGGAGCACGUCACCGACACGCAACGGCCUCUGCGUGACCUCGGCGGCGACCUUGCCCGUCUCCGUCAAGUGGUCACCGAACUUAACCACCACAUGCGUCUCAAGAGCUAAGGUAGUGACUGUAGGUGGAUCUACAAGGCUCUAGAGUAGUGGUACUUGCUGGGUAGUGGCAUUAGACUUCACUGUAUGGUCGAGAAUAGUGGUAGUGGGCUGGUAGUGUUGGUAGAUAAGAAGUGUAAGGUCCUGGAGUAGUGUUAGUGGCGUUAGACUGUUCUGUAAGCCUCUAGAGUAGUGUUAGAGGUUAGUUAAAUGGCUCUGUUUUGUCUUAGUGUUAGUGAGUGGUUAGUGGCGUUAGACUGUUCUGUAAGCCUCUAGAGUAGUGUUAGAGGUUAGUUAAAUGGCUCUGUUUUGUCUUAGUGUUAGUGGGUGGUUAGUGGCGUUAGACUGUUCUGUAAGCCUCUAGAGUAGUGUUAGAGGUUAGUUAAAUGGCUCUGUAAUGUCUUGGUGUUAGUGGAUGGUAGUGGCGUUAGACUGCUCUGUAAGCCUCUAGAUUAGUGUUAGUGGCUGGUUAGUGGCGUUAGACUGCUCUGUAAGCCUCUAGAGUAGUGUUAGUGGUUAGUUAGAUGGCUCUGUAAUGUCUUAGAGUAGUGUUAGUGGCUGGUAGUGGCGUUAGACUGUUCUGUAAGCCUCUAGAGUAGUGUUAGAGGUUAGUUAAAUGGCUCUGUAAUGUCUUAGUGUUAAUGGCUGGUUAGUGGCGCUAGACUGCUCUGUAAGCCUCUAGAGUAGUGUUAGUGGUUAGUUAGAUGGCUCUGUAAUGUCUUAGAGUAGUGGUAGUUGGUGGUAGUGGCGCCGCGUGGCUACUAACUAACACUAACACUAACACAACCUCUACGAAAGCUAAUCAAAAUGUGUGUGAUCCCCUGAAAUGAUUGAGUAUAUGGAACUUCGUAUAGUAUUUGUGUUCUAAUGAGUGUUUUUUUCACGUUCACGGUACAGCAGAAGCCUUGUCAAACCAUCACCAGGCUCAUAAAACUACCCAUGGAAAUACUAACACAACAACCUCUACGAAAACCUUAUCAUAUGUGAGUGUCAAACUAUCACCAGGCUCAUAAAACUACCCAUGGAAAUACUAACACAACAACCUCUACGAAAACCUUAUCAAAUGUGGGUGCCAAACUAUCACCAGGCUCGUAAAACUACCCAUGGAAAUACUAACACAACAACCUCUACGAAAGCCUUAUCAUAUGUGCUGGAAAAUCCGGAUGUCUUCACCAACAGAUUAAGGAAACAACACAGAAACAAACGCAGCUUCCCCACAAGCAGAAUAAGUUAAUGGGUGGAGGUUAAAAGGGUGUCAGUUGUUGCGUGAUCAUGUGCUUCUGUGGGGUGACAAUGGCUGGGAUAUUUAUAAGCCAAAUCUCAGGAUGUGUGAGGGAGAGCAUGAUCAGUUUCGGGAAGAGGGAGCGUGGCGUGGCAUGGCCCAGCACACUCAAGCAGUCAGGAGGCAUCAAGGGUGUGAGAGAGAUCUUGCACCUGGCGAUGAAAUAUGUAGCGACCUUGGUGUCUUUAGCGCCUGGGUCCUUCUUCUGGUAUGACUUGUACUUAUUUCUGCUAUCUACGGGUUCUUCUUUUUCUUCUUCUCCUUCUUCUUCUUCUGCUUCUGCUUCUGCUUCUGCCUCUUCUUCUUCUUCUCCUUCUUCUUCUUCUUCUUCUUCUUCUUCUUCUUCUUCUUCUUCUUCUUCUUCUUCUAUUGGCCGAAAGUGGUUCUCCUUGGUUAGGUUAGGUUAGGUUGCAUUAGUUUUUGUUAGGUUUUGGUUACGCUAGGUUAAGUUAGGUUAGGUUUGGCUUGGUUUAGGUUGCAUUAGGUUUGGUUAGGUUUGGUUAAGUUUGGUUUAGGUUGCAUUAGUAUUGGUUAAGUUUGGUUAGGUUUGGGAUAGGUUAGAUUUAGGUUUGGUUAUGUUUGGUAUGGUAAAAGGCUCUCGCAGAAGAUGUCGGGGUGUCCAAAAAUUGUCCAUGGGUAGUUUCCUGAGCCUGGCGGUAGUUUUGCCAAGACUUCCGCGCCGUGAACGGGAAAAAAAAAAACGGGACGAAUACACGUGACAACCCAAUGUAGAUCCUCUCUGGCCUUGAAAAGCGUUCCUAACAAUAGUCCCAAACGUCUGGUAAUUCGAGUGUGAGUGAGUCAGGGGCCGAGAAAUGUCAGAACCCGCCCAGAAUUGAAGGGACAGACAAGUGUUAGGAAAGACCCGAAUAUUGAGACUCAUUAGAUGAUUAACAAGCUUCGAGGAAUGAGUGGCGAGUGUACGUUCUUUCCUUUGUUGAGUAAGAAAGAAAGAGGAUUUGGGAACAGUGAACCUUGAAACUGAGAGACUAUAAGAGAAGGAGGAUCUAGAGGGGGUGUCAGUGUGUCAGUUCGAAGUCUGUCAGUGAAGUGUGAUCGUCUUCUUUUCCUGCAAGCCAUCGAAUCAACAUAGGAGGAUCAAAACCUUCUCUUGUAAGUUCUAAGCAUAUCCCUAACUAUAGAAUCCAACCCUAUGCAACUAGAAGAAACCUAAAGUGAAGCAGGUCAAAUUGUGUUCCCUCUGUAAGCCUUAGAACCUGUAUAAGAAGAUCAAACUCCACUCUCGUAAGUUCUAAGCAUAUCCCUAACUAUAGAAUCCAACCCUAUGCAACUAGAACAAACCUAAAGUGAAGCAGGUCAAAUUGUGUUCUCUCUGUAAGCCUUUGAACCUGUAUAAGAUCAAACUCCACUCUUGUAAGUUCUGAGUAUAUCCAUAACAUAGAAUCCAACCCUAUCUAACCUCAGUGUCUGUUUAUUACGAUAGAAGGAAAUAGAUCAAAUUAUGUGCUCUCUGUAAGCCUUAGAACCUGUAUAAAAAGAUCAAACUCUA
This is a messenger RNA of Eriocheir sinensis (Chinese mitten crab), 6403 nucleotides long. RefSeq names its product transient receptor potential cation channel subfamily A member 1 homolog. Gene Ontology annotation, cellular component: membrane. Gene Ontology annotation, biological process: transmembrane transport; monoatomic ion transport. The transcript has 25 exons. Lineage: Eukaryota; Metazoa; Arthropoda; Malacostraca; Decapoda; Varunidae. The record is from RefSeq and is a predicted model, not a curated record. Bases 45 to 3623 code for a protein of 1192 amino acids. Gene Ontology annotation, molecular function: protein binding; monoatomic ion channel activity.